Messenger RNA from Cydia fagiglandana, 759 nucleotides. RefSeq lists its product as uncharacterized. Bases 270 to 731 code for a protein of 153 amino acids. The record is from RefSeq and is a predicted model, not a curated record. The transcript has 5 exons. NCBI's taxonomy places the organism in Eukaryota, Metazoa, Arthropoda, Insecta, Lepidoptera, Tortricidae.
UGCGCGCGCGACGCGCUAGUCCAACUACCAAAAAUUACACGCACGACAUAUCCACGAGGGAUAGUCACAGGCCGAGCUCAUCCAGCCGCAGUGCAAUGGCCGGCCCGGGCCUGGGGCAACCGCCUUCUUGAUCACGGUACACCCUGCGCAAGGUGCUGGAGUGGUGCAAGUGCGGCUCCGGCACUCUGUCGGCGCUGCCCACUGUGCUAUGGGCGGCGGGCGCUGCGACUCUUGCCCGGCGCCUUCUAGUCAUAUUGUUUAGGCGCAGCAUGUUCCGGCGCGCGCCUUACUGGGAGUUGGCCCUGCAGCACCUACUGUUCGUGUGGAUGGUGAUCUACAGCGUGCACUUCUGGGUGGUGCUGGUGCGGCUGGUGAAGCUGCUGGUCGACGUCGCUUACGACGAAACCAUGGCAGCACUAUACGAGCCGGAGCAGUUCCGGAGCCCCCGCAACAAGUACGUGCUGGAGCAGUGCGCCGUGUGGUGCGUCAGCGCGGUGCCGCUCGCCGCCUGCGUGCGCGCCCGGCGCCGCCCAAGGCCGCCGCCGCUCAUGAUCUGGAUAACGACGUCCCCCUGGCAGCGGCGCGAGAUGGGCCCGCACGGGUACUACCUGCAGCGGCCGGCGCCGCCCCCCGCGCCCCCCGCCGCGCAGCUCCGCACCCCGCGCCGCGCCUUCUCCGCCCCGCAGCUGGCCCAGCACCACAACACUCGCAAACACUCCAAGUCUAUCUGAUUCGGAAUAUAUCUACUGUUACAACCAA